This is a messenger RNA of Rhincodon typus (whale shark), 3974 nucleotides long. Its product is annotated as zinc finger protein GLIS3-like. NCBI's taxonomy places the organism in Eukaryota, Metazoa, Chordata, Chondrichthyes, Orectolobiformes, Rhincodontidae. The coding region runs from base 38 to 2293 and encodes 751 amino acids. Gene Ontology annotation, biological process: regulation of transcription by RNA polymerase II. Gene Ontology annotation, cellular component: nucleus. The record is from RefSeq and is a predicted model, not a curated record. The transcript is spliced from 9 exons. Gene Ontology annotation, molecular function: DNA-binding transcription factor activity, RNA polymerase II-specific; RNA polymerase II cis-regulatory region sequence-specific DNA binding.
CAGCCCAUGUUAUGUUCUAUCCAGCAAGAGAGAUGAAAUGAACCAUGCCAUGAGGAAUGAGCCAAUAGCAACAGCCAGAUUGGAGCCAGUGAUUCAUUCAGGAAAUCAUAUCAGUACAGACCCGAGUUCAUCCCAUGGCAGUACCAGGCUGACUGCCCCUCACUCCGAUACCAGGCCUCUCACCUCUCAAACUUCAUUGGCUCCCAAUAGUCUGCAUUUGGAGGAAAAUCUUCCAAACAUACAGAUAAAACAGGAAUGGUCACAUCUCCUCUCUGAGAGCGAAAGAGUUUCCAGUCAUUCAGAGGUUGGGGAUACCAACAAUCUGCCUUCAGAACCUGAGUUACUGAACAGCAACUUCUCUAGUUCUUAUUCAUCAUAUUUCUUCAAUGAUGAUUCCGGCUCCACGCUGGGCUUUAUGUCAAGUGGUAAUGCUCGUCACAUGGCCAAGUUACAGCCAGUCAAUACAAAGAAACGAUCGGUUUCAAUAUCACCCCUUUCAGCUGAAGGGUUGGACAUCACAGCAAUCAUUCGCACCUCUCCAACAUCGCUUAUUGCAUGUGUCAAUGGAAUGAGGGGCAGUCCCAAUGGUCUGUUCCCUCUUUCUGGAGGAAUUGGGCAUUUAGGAGCUCGAAAGAACUGCAGUCCACAGUCCUGCUCUGUGUUAGACAGCCAGUGUAACUUGACUUCUCCUGCAUCAUCAUUGUCCUCUUUCCCAACACGCCGUGCCGAGCAAGAGGGUACUGAAGCUGAGCCUGUCCCUUUGCAACAAACUGAGGAUAACAUGGACCUCGGACUAGUAAUAGGCAAUAUGGUUGUUCAACAUGGAGUGGCAGAUGGUUGCCAUAAAAUAAACGUUUUCAAGCAUGAACCUAUUGAUGAAUAUACGCAUGAUACAAAACUGUUUCAGCAACACCAUGGGCCACCUCCCCCAUAUCAUUCCCAGCAGCAUUUUGGUCAGCCCCACGGGACCAUACACCACUUGCAUGGGCUGCCAGCCAACGGACACAUUCAGAUUGAUGAUGGAAAUGAGUUGCCCAAGAACAAUGGGAAGCAGAUCUGUCGAUGGAUAGAUUGCAACGCAGUCUAUGACCAGCAAGAGGAGUUAGUGAGACACAUCGAGAAAGUGCACAUUGAUCAGCGUAAAGGAGAGGACUUUACUUGUUUCUGGGCUGGGUGCGUGAGGCGGUACAGACCCUUUAAUGCUCGCUACAAGCUUCUGAUACACAUGAGAGUUCAUUCAGGAGAGAAGCCUAACAAGUGCAUGUUCGAAGGCUGUAAUAAAGCAUUUUCUCGAUUAGAAAAUCUCAAAAUCCACCUGCGGAGCCACACAGGGGAGAAGCCUUACCUUUGCCAACAUACUGGUUGCCAGAAGGCUUUCAGCAACUCCAGCGAUCGUGCCAAACACCAACGAACACACCUGGACACAAAACCAUAUGCUUGUCAGAUCCCAGGGUGCACAAAGCGCUACACUGAUCCAAGCUCACUGAGGAAGCAUGUCAAAGCACACUCUGCCAAACAGCAACAGGUGCGUAAGAAGCUACGUUCGGGCAAUGAACUUGAAACAGAAAUGAUGAAUGAUUGCCUGGCUAAUCAGCCUCUUCAAACUUUGGCUUCACCCCCUAAUUUAACAAGCAACACAACUGGAAGAUCUUUGACAGUUAAUCAUGAGAUAUAUCCAGGGAUGUACAAUUGCUCUCCCACCAGCAGUGGACAAGCAGCAACUGCUUUAUCAUCUCCACAGCUUACCCGAAGUUCUUCAGCUCUUUGCUCUUCUAUUGAAGAGGGCCUGCACAGUCCACAUGGUCAUCUUACACAACUGACUACAGUGGAGGACACGAGACAAGGUCCAAGGAAAAUGUUAGCUCCAACGCUGCUGCAGAGGCAUGGUCCUCACUCACCUCAGCCAUCCAACAACCAACUCAGUGGAGGGGACCACAAGUACAACCCAGUCUUCCAAAGCCAGCUGAUGCAACCCCUCCAAGCAGGUUACCAAGGAAGCUUUCACACCAUGCAAAACACCUUCCAGUAUGGUGAUACAUUUAGAACAAUGGAGCAAACAGCUAUUCAUAAUUCCCAUCCAGCAGAUGAUUCUCACUGUCCUGGUGCACCUCGGCAAAAUGGUUACCAUUCACUAAUUGCACAUGCCAGUCUAUCAGGUUUUGAUAUUGUCCCGGAAGCUCAAGGUACAUUUGGAGAAACAUUGCGUAAUGAGUUAGAAGACAAUGGACUCUUCCAGGUCAAUGCCAUUGACCGUUUUGUAAGUCAGCUGUCCUCUAUCUACACAGAGACCUGAAAUCAGUCUUAUUCUUCUGUGUUUUCCUGACUGGAUUAAAAACUGCUUGGCACAUCUUUGCUUGAGUUACUUACAAAGACUGAAUAUUAAACAAUUAUACUGAAUUAUUCAAUGUAUCUUAUUACAUUCCAACAUCCAUAGAUUAUUUACUAACUCCAUUGCUCAGCAUCCAAAAUGAAAUGAUAGGUAGAUAUUGUGUGUAUAAGCACAUCACUGUGCAUGUCUAUUAUACCAUGCUCAUAAGUGUUACCCCUGUGCAUAUCAGAUAAAUCAGCACAGUGAAUUUAAGCCUCAUCAACAGCAAACUUUUUUCAGUUCAUCAGCAAGUAGUUGGAGCCAACCGAUCAUUUUUGACAUAUCAUCUAAGAACCAUAUUAAAAUUGUUAAUUUUAUCCCAUGUUCAAAAUUGAAAUAAAGAAAAGGAACAAAAAAUGCAUUUUUACAUGUUUUGUACUAAUGAGUGGAGAAAUUGUAACAACAUUAAGAAUACUAAAACAAUUAAAUGAGAAAAAUGAUUUAGUCUAAUAACGUAAUUUAUCCACUAAGAAUACUAGCCCCACCCAUUCAAGGAACAGUUUAUGCAAAAACUUUCCAUCCUCAACUAUCAGGAGGGAAAACUCCAAAUGUGUCCUCAUCCUCACAUCUCCACUAUUCCAUUUUGGCUUGAGACCAACACCUGUAGUAUUGCAGCACCAUGAUUCAACCUUGUUUGCAACUGAAAUUGGAACAUUCCAUUUUUUAAAAAAUUAUACCUUUCUUUUACUUAAGCGUAAGUUACAAUACUUAAAAUCAGAAAAUGUUGGAAAUGCACAGCAGGUCAAAUGUAAUCUCAAAACUAAUUUACUUCUUAAUGUGUGCAGCCAUAAUUCCAAUUGCUUCUUCCAUUACUGUCUCUUAAAGACACUGUUAACGACCAUCUUUUUAGUUAUACCUCAUCACCACACCUUCGGCUUUUUUCCAAUUUUUCUCUGUGAAGUGCUUUGGGUGUUUUACUAGAUCAAAGGUGCUAUAUAACUCAAUUUUUUUUUUAAAUCAAGUGACCAACUUGCUGUGCAAUGACUGGGAGCUACACAAUUGGUAGCUCCCUGCCUCUGAGCUGGAAGGCAUUGAAUUCAUGUCCCAUGCCAGUAUUUGUUGGCUGCAAAGGAAACUAGCCAUUGGUGCAGGCAAGCCAGUGUGUUUCGAUGUUGGCCCCCAGCCUGGAUAAACAGGGAGGGUGGCAGAAAGAACAUUCAGCUGUAUAUCCACCCACUAAAUCCAAAGAAAAAGGUCGAUAUAAAGGUCAUUAACCAGCAUUGUGUUGAACCUACAUAACCUGAGAAAAACCAGAAGAUGGAACACUGGCUUGCUCAGCAUUUCUAGGACCUUCUGCCUCAUUUCCAUCAUUUGCAGUGUUUUGGUAACUGAAUACUAUGAAAUAUACUGUUGCUGUGCACUUUUGAUACUCAUGCUUCAGGCAUCCAGAUGUGCAAAAAAGCACCCUAUUUUGUAACUGUUGUUCAUAACUUGUUUUUCUUGCUAAGGACAAUGUAAAAUAUCAUGGGUAUAGGUUUGUAAAGAAUGUGUUACUUGCUAAUUUUAAAUCCAACUAUCCCCAGUCUCUUAAAGCUAGCAGAUCCUUUUUUGUACAAAACUGUUUGCGUCAACAUAAUGUACAUAAUGUAAGGAGUUUUGAGUAUUC